This is a messenger RNA of Acanthosepion pharaonis, 642 nucleotides long. NCBI's taxonomy places the organism in Eukaryota, Metazoa, Mollusca, Cephalopoda, Sepiida, Sepiidae. The record is from the annotation of a GenBank genome assembly.
AUGGUCAUUGAUUUUUGUAAGGGGGGAUUCUCUCACUCUCUCUACCUCACCAUCCUUCUAACACAUUUCCUCCUCCUUCUGAAUUCCUUCUUUCUUAACGUCUCUAUCUUUCCCCAACUUGUAUUGAUUUCAUUUAUCUCCCUUUUUUUGUCUUACUCAUUCCACAUUUUAUACUGUCUUAUCUCUCUUUUUCCUUUCUCACCCUCUUUAUCUUAUUCAACUUCUUUAUCUUUUCUCUCUCUCUUAUUUUUGAAAGCCACUUUUUCCUUUUUCUCCUACUCUUUUUUGACAAUCUUUUUUCUUACUCUCUCUCUCUCUCUCUUGACUCACUCUUUUUUCCCCUCUUUCUCUUUUGACUCAACCUCUUUUUUCCCCUCUUUCUCUUUUGAAUCAACCUCUUUUCUUCUGUCUCUCUUCUAUCUUUUUUUUGUCUCUUAUCUUUUUCCCUUUCUUCCUCUCUCUUUUUCUGAAUUGGUCUUUUUUUCUUUCUCUCUCUCUCUUUUGACUCAAUCUCCUUUUUCUUUCUUUCUCUCUUUUCACUCAACCUCUUUUCUUCCCCUGUCUUUUGACAUUUUCUUUUCUCUCUUGCUUUUCACUCAUUCUCCUUUUUCUUUCCUUUCCUCCCUCUUUCCCCACAUUUGA